AUGGCUGCCCAGAUUGAUUACAUCCUUUAUGACUCGUCCCUGGGUUACUCGGUGUUCCAGGUGACGCACCAGAUUGACGGCGUCGCUCUCCAGAGCGCCCAGUUCCAGGAGGCCGCUGCCUCGCUCGACAAGUUCGGCAAGCUCGUUAAGCCCGUCGGCUUCUCUCCCUUCCGAGGAUAUGCCGAUGCCUUCGACAAUGCCAACAAGAUCGCUGAGGGUGUCCUCUCCGAGGCUCUCGAGUCCUGUAUCGCAGCUACGCUCCCCGAGACGAGCGGAAAGAAGGCCAAGGUUACCCUCGGCGUCUACGACUCGGCUACCGCCCGUGUGUUGAAGGAGCGAUUCCCCGGCUAUCAGUAUGAAAGCCGUGAAACUUCCCAGGCCGUCGACACCCUCCUCCGCGGUAUCCGUCUCUACUGCGAUAAGAUGGUGUCGGAGCUCAAGUCCGAGGAUAUCAACACCGCCUGCCGUGCCCUCGCCCACGCCUAUUCCCGAGGCCAGGUCAAGUUCAACACCAGCCGUGAUGACGUUCACAUCAUCCAGAGGAGUGCCGCCCUUGAGGCUAUCGACAAGGGUCUUAACCAAUGGACCAUGAGGCUUCGUGAGUGGUAUGGCUCGCAUUUCCCCGAGCUCGUCACCAUUGUCUCCGACAACCAGACGUAUGCCAAGGUUGCCCAGGCUAUCGGCGACAAGUCUACCCUCAACCAGGACCGCCUCCAUGAGAUUGCCGCCCUCCUCAAUGAUGACGAAGAGAAGGCCCAGGCCAUCAUCAAUGCCGCCGCUACCUCCAUGGGUCCCGAGUACACCGAAUAUGACAUGCAACAGAUCAUGGACCUAGCCACCCUUACCGUCGAUACUUUCUCUCGCCGCUCAACCACCGCUAGCCAACUUGACACCAAACUCGGCCUCGUCGCUCCUAACCUUCGUGAGCUCCUCGGUGCUCCCGUCUCUGCCCGUCUCAUCUCCCAGGCUGGCUCCCUUGUGACCCUUGCCAAGUACCCCGCUUCCACUCUUCAGAUUCUCGGUGCCGAGAAGGCUCUUUUCCGUGCUCUCAAGACCAAGGGAAACACUCCCAAGUACGGUAUUCUCUACCACAGCAGCGCUAUCGGCAAGGCUGGCGUCAAGAACAAGGGAAGGAUCUCGCGUUAUCUUGCCAACAAGUGCAGUAUCGCCUCCCGAAUCGAUGCCUUCUCUGGCACUCCCACCAACCUCUUUGGUCAGGCUAUGAAGCAGCAGGUUGAGGACCGCCUCGAGUUCUACGCUACCGGAAAGAAGACGUCCAAGAACGCCGACGUCAUGGCCUCUACUUUGGAGGCCAUCCAGGCUAUCCUCGGCGAGGCUCCUGAUGGCAUGGACAUCGACGAACCCGAACAGAAGGAGGACAAGGAUAAGGCGGCCAGGAAAGCUGAGAAGGCUGCCAAGAAGGCCGAAAAGGCGGCGAAGAAGGCUGCCAAGGAUGCUAAGCUAAAGAGGGCCGCAGAAGACGAGGUGGCCGAUUCCCCGGCCGGAAAGAAGAAGAAGAAGAGCAAGAAGGUUGAUGCGUAG
Parascedosporium putredinis is the source of this 1542-nucleotide messenger RNA. The record is from the annotation of a GenBank genome assembly. NCBI's taxonomy places the organism in Eukaryota, Fungi, Ascomycota, Sordariomycetes, Microascales, Microascaceae.